Messenger RNA from Ornithorhynchus anatinus (platypus), 2911 nucleotides. It is a transcript of the gene TMEM158, whose product is annotated as transmembrane protein 158. The record is from RefSeq and is a predicted model, not a curated record. The transcript is spliced from 2 exons. The coding region runs from base 318 to 1787 and encodes 489 amino acids. Gene Ontology annotation, molecular function: peptide binding. NCBI's taxonomy places the organism in Eukaryota, Metazoa, Chordata, Mammalia, Monotremata, Ornithorhynchidae.
GAGAAGGAGGACGAGUGGGGGGGAGGGGGAGGAGGAGGCAGAGGCGUGCGGCCCCUCCGCUGUCACCCUUUCUCCAGCUCCUCCUGCUCCUCCUCCUGUGCUCCUCGCACCUCUCCCGGGCUGCUGGCUCUUCCCUCAUUUUUCCUCGCGGCGCCGUCGGGAUCGGGACCGGGACCGGGAUCGGGACCGGGAUCGGGAUCGGGACCGGGACCGGGACCGGGAUCGGGACCGAGAUCGGGACCGGGACCGGUGUGUGGCCGGCGGGGGAGCCGGUCCGGGGGUGCCAUGCCCCUCCCUGGGCGCCGUAGGUGACUGCCAUGCUGCUGCUGCUGCCGGCGCUGCUGGCCGCCGCCUGGCCGCUGCCCCCGGCCCGGGGCGGGCGGGAAGGACCGGCCCGGACCCCGCACCCCCCGCACUCCCCGCACCCAUCGCCCGGGGACACCCCCAGGGGGCCGGGGCCGGGCCCGGCCGGAGGAGCGGCCCGGAGCCCGCCCCCCACCCCCGCCUGGUCCCCGUCCUCGGACCCCGGCCCGGCCCGGGGGCUUCAGCCGGAGCGGGACCCCCGGCAGCAGCCGAAGCCCCCCGACCCCGUCCGGGGGCAUCCGCAGACCCCCGACCCUCUCCAGCAGGAGGGGCGGCAGCAGCAGCCCCCCGACCCCGUCCGGGGGCAUCUGCAGACCACCGACCCUCCCCAGCAGGAGCAGCAGCGGCCCCCUGACCGUCCCCAGCAGGAAGGACAGCAGCCCCCCGACCCUGCCCGGGGGCAUGAGCAGCCCCCUGCCCCUGUCCGGGGGCAUCAGCAGUCCCCCAACCCUCCCCAGCAGGUAGGGCAGCAGCCCCCCAACCCUGCCCGGGGGCAUCAGCAGCUCUCUUACCCUCCCCAGCAGAAGGGGCAGCAGCCCCCCAACUCUGUCCGGGGGCAUCAGCAGCCCCCCAGCCCUCCCCAGCAGGGAGGGCAGCAGCUCCCCGCCCGGGAGCAUCAGCAGCCCCCCAGCCCUGCCCGGGGGCAUCAGCAGCCCCCUCACCCUCCCCAGCAGGAGGGGCAGCAGCCCCCCAACUCUGCCCGGGGGCAUCAGCCGCCGCCCAGCCCUCCCCAACAGAGGGGGGAGGAGGAGGAGGAGGAGGAGGAGGAGGAGGGCCCGCGGUGCAACAUCAGCGUGCAGCGUCAGCUGGUGGGCUCGCUGCUGGUGCGGUGGAGCCGCUCCCUGGGCAUCCCCUGCGACCUGCUGCUCUUCUCCACCGGCGGGCACGGCCGGGCCUUCCUGUCGGCCGCCUUCCACCGGGUGUCCCCGCCGCUGCUGGUGGAGCACCUGGGGCUGGCGGCGGGGGCCGGCCCGCAGGACCUGCGCCUCUGCGUGGGCUGCGGCCGGGCCCGGGGGCUGCGGCCGGGCCGGCGGCGGGGGCGGCGGGGGGCCCGGGGGCCCAGGGGGCCGGGGGACCCGCCCUGGCUGCAGGCCGAGCCCCUCGACUUCUGCUGCCUCGACUUCAGCCUGGAGGACCUGCAGGGGGAGGCGGGCUGGCGGCUCAACAGGAAGCCCAUCGAGUCCACGCUGGUGGCCUGCUUCAUGACCCUGGUCAUCAUCGUCUGGAGCGUGGCGGCCCUCAUCUGGCCGGUGCCCAUCAUCGCCGGCUUCCUCCCCAACGGCAUGGAGCAGCGCAGGACCGCCCCGGGCACGGCCAACGCCGGCCCGGGCACCGCCACCGCCGGCCCGGCCACGGCCACCGCCGCCGCCGCCGCCGCCGCCGCCGCCGCCGCCGCCGCAGCCGCCGUCACGUCUGCCAAGUAGCCCCCUCCUCGCCCCCCGGCACCGCUCCGCCCAGCCCCUGCCACCGGUCCUGGGACCCCUCCUUGGCGACCCCUCUCUCCUUCGUGACCUCCUUCGUGCCACCUGGCCUAGCCAGGUGCCGGGCCCCGGGCCCGCUCCCCAGCUCCAGCCAGCCGGUCCAGGGCCGGCGGGGUCACCGACGAGGCCGGAGGGCCCGGGGCCGAGGCGGGAUUAGAACUCAGGUCUUUGUGACCACCCACACCCUCCUCCUGCAGCCCCGAGCCGGAGCUACUAGGCCGCGCUGCCCCUUGGUCUGCCCAUCGUUUGUGUGUGUCUGUGUAUAUGUGUGUGGGUGAGUAUGUGUGUGUGUGAGCCUGUGUAAGUGUGGGUGAGUGUGUGUGUGUGUGAGCCUGUGUAAGUGUGGGUGAGUGUGUGUGCCAGUGUGGGUGGGCGAGGGAACCCUGGGGAGGCUUCCCAGGCCAAAGCCCCGACAGGACCGGCCUCGCUCUUCUCCCCCCCGCACUGACUCCUGUCCCCCUUAUUUCCGUCCUUCCUUAGACGGGGAGGAGGCCUUGGCCAACAUCUGCAAGAUAUCUUUGGGGGCGCAUUUUAAAAAAGGAAGGGGUGCCUUCCAGCCCGGACCGACCUUUGGGGUGGUCCGCAAAGUCGGGAGGGGGGGCAUCGGGCCCAUCCCGGGAAUCCGUCCUUACACGUCCCAAGCUUCGAGAAGGCAAUUGCCUCGCUGCUUGUCCCUCUUCCUCCGCCCCCGUGGGCCCAAGAAACAGCGCAGAAAACGACCAGAUCCUGUGUAUUUGUUUUCUAUAUUUAAUAACCGUUUUAAACGAACGUUUUAGUAAAAACUACAACCACAAAAAGGGGGGGGGGGAUAAAACCGCAGUUGUUGUAGUAAGAUUAGCUAUUUGUAUCUGACCACAGUUGUCCUUACGGUUUUUUUUUUUAAUUUAUAAAAUAGAGGGGAGGUAGGGGGGAGUUCUGUGGGCAGGGUUGAAAACGGAUCUAUUGUGACUGCUGACACUGGACUUUAAUGACUCUUUUUCAAGUCUCUUUCCCUAGUCUUCUGGUGUGUAUUUUCUUCUCGUAAUCCUGUGGUUCUUGGCUUUUAAUACAGACGUUUUCCUCUCAAA